This is a messenger RNA of Galleria mellonella (greater wax moth), 6633 nucleotides long. It is a transcript of the gene Arf51F, whose product is annotated as ADP-ribosylation factor 6. Gene Ontology annotation, biological process: vesicle-mediated transport; intracellular protein transport. Gene Ontology annotation, cellular component: cytoplasm. Gene Ontology annotation, molecular function: GTP binding; GTPase activity. The record is from RefSeq and is a predicted model, not a curated record. The transcript has 7 exons. NCBI's taxonomy places the organism in Eukaryota, Metazoa, Arthropoda, Insecta, Lepidoptera, Pyralidae. Bases 283 to 810 code for a protein of 175 amino acids.
AAGCUAAAUAAUAUUACUGGUUAUUAAAAAAAGUUGUUUUUUUUUUCUGUGAUAAAAGUAUUACUCUAAUAAGUGAUUGUGAUAGUGGCUAAUGAGAUUUUAAACGGUGUGUUAGUGAGGUGGUUAAUGAUUGAAGUGCAUUAAUAUGGUUCUGUGUGCGUAUCGUUAGAUAAACGACUAUAGUACUGUGAUACGACUUCUGGAGCUAUCCAACGCCGUGGAAUGGUUCCUGUGGGUUGGCGGUGUCUUGUUCAUUUGUGCGGUUGAGGCGAGCUCGGCACCAUGGGGAAGCUACUCUCGAAAAUCUUCGGUAACAAGGAGAUGAGGAUAUUGAUGCUGGGACUCGACGCUGCUGGAAAGACUACUAUUUUAUAUAAGUUAAAAUUAGGUCAGUCAGUCACAACGAUACCUACAGUUGGUUUCAACGUGGAAACUGUGACGUAUAAGAAUGUCAAAUUCAACGUUUGGGACGUAGGGGGGCAAGACAAAAUACGACCGCUCUGGAGGCAUUACUACACAGGCACUCAAGGUCUAAUAUUCGUGGUUGAUUGCGCGGACCGGGACCGCAUCGACGAGGCGCGCCAGGAACUGCAUCGGAUCAUCAACGACAGGGAGAUGCGCGAUGCGAUCAUACUUAUCUUCGCCAAUAAGCAAGACUUGCCGGAGGCAAUGAAACCUCACGAGAUACAAGAGAAGCUCGGGCUGACGCGUAUCCGCGACCGUAACUGGUACGUGCAGCCGUCGUGCGCGACCACCGGCGACGGCCUGUACGAGGGGCUCACGUGGCUCACCAGCAACCACAAGUUAUGAGCUGCGGAGUAGGCGGCCCGGCCGCCCGCACGCCUGCCGUCACGCCGCAGCCAUACGGUGAGGUUAUCGAUGCCAUUUAAUUUAAGUAAGCUGCGCCGGCGCUGUCGUAUAAAUUUAUUCCAUUGUGAACCAGUGCCGAAUUGGAUGCGUUAUGUCAGUGAAAGUUCGAACGUUGCGAGACACUAACAGUGCCGCCUAUCAUCUCAUAGACAUUCAUUGUUAACUAAACAUUGAAUUAGAUGAUUUUUACACCAACGAUAAAUCAAUUAUUCCAUUAUUUAAUUUAACAAAUUACCCGUUUGUUGUAUAUCUAAAUAUUUGAUUAUUUUUUUAUGUUAUUUAAAAAUGAAAAUUAUUACGUAGAGUAAAUGUUUUUUUUUUUUUUAAUCAAAUAUUAUGGUCAAUUUAAUGUUUACCUCCUUUGUAUUAUAAGGUAUAGAGUAUUGGAAUGGAGCGAAGAUGCGUUUGCGCAUUAUAAAUUAUUGUAUUUGCUUUGGAUAUUCACGCCUGAUGAUUCGAGGUGUUUAUGUAUGGUGGCUUGACUUUUGCGGCUUCCAAAAAAAUCAAUCUUUUUUUUUAUAUUGAUCUACCAUGGAUGAUUAAUCUGGUCCAAAUAAUUAUUAUAAUCUUAUAUGUUUUCACUUUGGUAGAAACAGAGAUUAUAUAUAAUUACUAUUAUAUUAAUAUUUCAAAAAAUAAACCAUUCGACGGACAAUUUAAUUGGCUCUAUUCACUAAUUAUAUUAUUUAUGUACAGUACAGAAAGUAAUGAUGCUUUUUUUUUCUGACCAUAUCAACUCGAACUAAGUUGAUACGGUCAGAAAAAAAGUGGCAAUAGUCAAGCUACAAAUUGUAUUGUACAUAUAAUCGUCUCAAUAUGUACAUAUUGAAAAUAAUUAUUGUGUUGUUUUUUUAUAAUGUUUACGCAGUUACAAGCCGGAUAGUAAAUUGGGAGAUAUCACCUUUUAACUUGUAAUUCAGUAAAAUAUUCAUAUAUUUUUUUAAGUUAUCUAUAUCAAGGAGAUUUUUAUUUUUUCUUAAAUAAAUAACAGUGGGAUUGAUUCUAAAUCUUUUAAAUCUUAAUAAUUAAAAUUUUCUUUCGAUAGUGUGGCAAAUGUAUUAACUGUAAUUAAUGUAAAUUUACAUCAGUGAUAAAUAUUUUGUAUUAAGAUUAAAAUUUUAGAUUUAGAGAUUGAAAAUAGAACUUUAGAAUCAACUCCAUUGUAGAACUUAAUUCCAUAUAUUUAGAGAGAAUUUUGUUUGAAAGUGGUUUCUUUCAGAAGAUGUUAUUCUAUAGAGACAUUUGUCCAAAACUUUGGAUGACAGUGUGAUAUCGCCCGCUAUAUAGUGUUGCUUAAUAAUCGAUUACUAAUAGAAAUUAAUCGAUAGUAUUCAUAAAAAAUAAUUAAAACACCGAUUGGCCUCUAAUAUUAGUUCUUCUAUAUUAUUUGAAAUUUUACGCAAUUUAAUCCAUUUUAUCAUAAUAUUAUUAGUAGUAUCGAUUGUAUCACACUCGAAUACAGAACAACGAUAUUCAUUCUAUCCGUUAUAUAGAAUAGAUAGGAUUGUUGCAAAAUUUGCUAUUGAUACUAUGGAUUCUAUUGACCGAUUAUACGAUUAUAUCGUAGGUUCAUUGUUGAUUAUUCGAUUACACAAUCGUAUAAAUUUAUUGAUCAAAUUAUUAUUCGAUACUUAAAUUAAUCAAUCGGUACCCAUCGAUUUUUUUUGAUAGGUGAUAAUGGUAUGGUAACCCCGUGUCUGCUAUCGGUAUUUAAUGGCGGGGCACCAGUAAUAAAAAGCGGGUCAGUUAGCCCAUCCCGACAAAUUCAACUAGAAUUAGCCACGAUGUUUUCCACGUGGAGGUCGACCUAAUAGGGUGUAUUGCUAGCAAUGGGGCAAUUAGACCCCACUACUAACAAUCCCUUCCCCUCUCCCUCCCGCCCCCAAACGAUUAUUAGGCAACAUUACCGCUAUGUUUAAAGAGAACGUAUUAUGCUUGGCUUUUGAUGUGAUUGGUAAUAGUUAAGAUUAGGUCUGGGACCAUCUACUUUUUGCGAUUUAACGAACAUUUUGUAACGGACUUGGAAAUGAGAAUCGAUUAUCUGUAAAACUAUUUAGUUAUUGUCUAUGGCAAUUAUCCUAACUGUCACGCGGUAUACAAUAGUAUUAUAUAUCUUUAGAGAUGAGAGUAGAUAUAGAAUUAUGAAAUUCCAGAUGACUGUUUUUUUUUUUAAUCAACGCUUGGUCAUUAUUGUGUAAGGAAUUUCAAUUAGCAAUUAAACUUCACUCAUUGCCAAGUCUCUUGAGGCCAUGUUUUUUGUAAUAUUGUUUUUCUUGCCCAUAUCCGAUUGUUUAAAUGAGAUUUAAUUAAAUGUUGGCUCAGUCGCCGUUUCAGUCUUAACGAUGUAAACAAUUCUUUAUCAAUCAUAAUCAAUACAAACGACAAUUUGUUCAUUGAUACUUGAGAAUACUAGUAAACAAAUUAAGCCUAUUUUCUUUUAUUACUGGCUUUUGCCCGCAACUUCUCCCGCGUGAUUUAUGUCAGUAGAUAUUUACUUCUAGAUAAGAUAUCUUAUCAAGACAGACACCAAAUAUUGAGUUAGACUUUCAAAAUCACAACUGUUAAAACCGCAUUUGAUUUGGUGCAGUAAUGUUUGUGUGAUGUCGGAAUUAACAUACAAAGACUCGAAAUUUCUAAAAAUUAUUAUUUUGGCGUCUGUUAGUCUAAUUAAGAUAUUUCAUAAUAUAUUUUUUUUAAUAUUUACAAACAUCCUUCAGUUACAAUUGUAUUAUAAUAAUAGUUCUUAGAAUUGAAAAUUAAUUUCACAAUUUUACAUAAUAAAAAGAUGGAACCGUUGUCAAUAGAUACGAAAAGUACCGUUGCCAUCAUAAUAGUACCAUUUAAGUAUCACUAUCUCCGAGAAAAAAGGUGUAAGGCCUCGGUUUACUGGGAACGUAACGUAAUUUUUCCGCCACAUCCCAUGUUUCAAACUGCGUCAAAUAAAUAACUGCUUAUCGGCAGAAAUAUGUUUAUUUUGUACACUUAGUGUGUUAUUUCAAAAAUAAAUGCUGAGAUCGUUUAUUAAUUGUCUUAAUUAUAGGAAAAGAAAUCGUAAGUAAAUGAAAAUUAAUCGAUCGGGCCAAUGAAAACUAAAGCAAAGCUUAAAGUAUGCAAUAGACCGAUUGUAUUUCCUACUUGUGAAUAAAUAAGGAUUGUUUUACAUCGGCAAGGCUGAAGCGUCGUUUGCCUCUCGUGUAAAAAGGCACUAAAAAUCAUUCGUGUACCAACGGAGGAGUAUUUCUAUCAAAUCUCACCUAUUCUUUGUGAUAUAAAUAUUAUUUCUGUAUCUUACCUUUAACCGUUAUUAACCUAUUUACUUUUAAUACGUACGAAUGUUUGGUAAUGUAAUAUUUUCGAGGAAAUAUGACAAUAUGCUGAUUUGUUACUCGCCAAAUUUGAUACGUUUUGUAAGUAUCUAUUCUAAGAACAGUCACCAUCAGAUAUAACUGCAUCUGUCUGUAAAAACAUGCGAAUUGUAUUAUAUGUAUUUAAAUAUUCAAUAUACAUAUUUAAUAUAUUAUAUAUUACUUGAUAAAUAGAUACACAGUCAUUUCACGAAUAUAAGUAUUGUUCCAAAGUUGAUUACAAUGUGGCAUUGUCAAUUUUCAUAGUAACUCUAAACAAGGAGUGCAGUAACCAUCGAUUAAUGAUACCGACUAGAUGUCUCGUGAAAAUGCUAAAAUGGCCAAGCAAAUAACGCCUGCAAAUAACACAAGGAUUCCGUUUGUGUUAUACCAUUUUUAAACGACACAAUAUUGCAUCUCUGUGCAUCUUCUACCGAAUUUAUCAUUGGGAGUGCUCUGAGGAAAUGUUCGGAUUGAUAUUUGCUGCUGAUUUUUACCACUGUACGACCCGUCAUAAACUAGUUCCAUACCAACUAUCUGGAUGAGUGGCGGUCCUCCAUCGUGCGUUUUUCAAGACACUUUCAAGCAGCAGUAAUUCCGAACCGAUACGAUAUCACAACCUUAAAAAAGACCAAAUUCCUUUUUAAAAGGCCUGCAGCACACCUGCAAUGCCUCUGGUGUUGCGUGUGAUCAUUGGCGGUGGUAGUCACUUACCAUCAGAUGAACUGGAUGCUUGUCCCUCGUUAUAAAAAAAAAAAAAAAUAUUCGAAUUCUGUUUUAAAUUGUGAGGCGUUAUAUUGUUUAUUGCUUUAUCUAGUUGAUAUUGAUCGAAGGUAAGAGGUAAAGAGCAUUACAUUAGCAUUUAUAUGCUUUAUAGUGAAUGUGUUUGCUGGGCGUCGACUGUAAAUCUUGUCACUGAUCGAAGUAAUAUAUACAUUACAUACUGAGGAGUAUUUUUAAAAUUUUACACUGAACUCAUCCCAUAUUAAGUAGAUCUGUGCUUGUAGAUAACAGAGAGAGACGCAGCAUAACUGCAGCAUGCUGUUUUGUUCUUCCACGUGCGAUCGUUUGCUGAUUCGUUUUUUGCACACGUAAUAAUUAGAAUGAUUUUACUUCGGCAUUUUCUGAUAGUCUACAGGCACUAAACGUCAAAAAAGUAUAGUGAUCUAUAUGAUGCUGACUGUACUCGUAUAUAGUGUAGUCUAAUGCAAUAAAACCAUACGUUUUCGAUGUACUUUCCACAUCAGUUAGUAGAGGCUGUAAAACACUGUAUACAAUUAGCUGCGUAAUUCUGCUCUCCUGGGACUUUCCUGGAAAUUUAUUGUAUAUACUGGCAAGUAUCGUAAAUACACAAUACAUACAUACAUGUACUUGCCAGUAUUAAUUAAAAGUAGAUAUCUAUAGUUUGACAUUAAAAAUACUAAAAAGAAUACAAUAAACUAUAAGGGCUCAUAUUAUAUGAUAAUUGAAUAAAGCGCAGUUUUCGCUAAUAAAAAAUUGCAUAAAGCGAUGUUUUCGCUAAUCUUCGAAAUGUGCACAGUUUAUUUUCGGGUAAUCCUAAAUGUAUGGUUGUAUUUCAGAUAGACUUAUUUUCUUUACACUAGAUCAUUAUGGAUCUAGUGACGUGUCUAAUUCGUCCGAUAUGUGCUUACUCUUAAACACGUUUAUAACUAUCUCAUAGUCUAUGGUCCGCUUGUAAUAUUUGUAAUUGUUGUUAUUUACAGGUCGUUAUGGCUUUUUAAUAAAUCUUAAAUAUUUUUUAAUACAUUUACAAUUAUAUAUUUAGUCUAUUUGCUAUAGUAAACUAAAUAGUUACAACUAAACGGGCAACACUAGGCAUAUAAAUCAAGUGAUAAAAUUUUUUUGUUCCAAUCGAUGUCAAACACCUAUGUAUUUAAACAAAAUUCGAUUUGGAUUAAAAUUAGGCCUUUCGUUUAUCACUUGAAAACGACUAAUUUGGCUUUUUAAUUAGGAAAAGAAAAAUAAAAAGGAAUUUGGGAAUAUUUCGAGCAAGUAAAAAUUAAAUGGACUGGCAAUUACAAGCUACAAUCCUUGAUUUGCCAAGUAGAUUGCUAGUUGCAUAUGAGAAAAUCUACUACAUUUAUAUAUUCAAUUCGAUGUUACAAGCCGACUAUAGGCUGAUUCUGUGAAUAUGAAGUUUAUAGGAAAGCUUUAAAUAUACCAGGCAAAGGAAUUUAGUAUGUAUAUGUGUUUACAAUCGAACCUUUUUCUAUUAGAUUAUUAAAAUAAAGUGCAAUUAAAAUUAUAGAUAAUGCACUGAGAUGUAAAAAAUGAGUAUGUACGUAAUUUAUGAUUUCUAAAUUUAUUUUAUCCAAUGUCUAUGUUUUGUAUGGGAGUGUGGAGAAGAGCUAUUGUAUAAUAUUGUAGAAAGGUUAUUCAAUAUAAAUCACACUUAUAA